This is a messenger RNA of Populus nigra (black poplar), 3607 nucleotides long. RefSeq lists its product as uncharacterized. The transcript has 9 exons. Gene Ontology annotation, biological process: protein phosphorylation; signal transduction. Lineage: Eukaryota; Viridiplantae; Streptophyta; Magnoliopsida; Malpighiales; Salicaceae. Gene Ontology annotation, cellular component: cytoplasm. Gene Ontology annotation, molecular function: protein kinase activity; ATP binding; protein binding. The record is from RefSeq and is a predicted model, not a curated record. Bases 128 to 3421 code for a protein of 1097 amino acids.
GAGUACUAUGAUCUGGUCCAAUUUCGAGUGCGGUGGGAAUUUGGAAGAGCAUUGAGAAAACAAGGCUUGACAGGCUAGUGAAUGUUCAUAUGCAGCUGUAUUUCAAGUGAAUUUUCUUUUAUAGACCAUGACACAUGAGACGCCUGGUAGCUCAGGCCAGCGGUGCUUUGGAGAUAAAAUGGAAGUUGUGACUAGGGACGGAAUUCCUGCAGAUAGAAAUGUACAUAAUAUUUCUGUACAGACUGGUGAGGAAUUUUCUCCCCAGUUUGCUCGAAGAAGAGUGCUAGAUCAUAACCAGCCAGGGCAAAUGGGAUUCAAUUACAAUCAGAACAAUCCGAUGGGUUCUGAAAAUCAUGCCGCCACUCAUGGGGUAAGGAGAAAGGAUUCUGAUUGUGAUGCUUCAGAUCAUGUUUCCAGGAUAGAAGCCACAGGACAUGCCGCUGAACUAGAAAAUAGGGCUUAUACUGAUAAUGCAGGCAGAUACCACUGGGAGUGUGUUCCCAAUGCACUAAAAGCAAGUAACUAUGUUGAUGAAACAAAUAAUUCUGGUCGAGCAACCUUAGGUCCGACCAGUUCACCUAACUGUGUUCCGGAAACCCCUUGGCCAUAUCAGCCUUUUGGAACUAGAGUUUCAGAAUGUGCUUUCUCUGGAAAAAUGAAAUUUCUAUGCAGCUUUGGGGGGAGGAUAUUGCCGAGGCCAAAUGAUGGGAAGCUUAGAUAUGUUGGUGGAGAAACAAGGAUCAUAUCCAUCAGAAAAAAUGUUACAUGGGAGGAGCUUGCAAAGAAAACUUUGGCAAUUUGUGACCAACCUCAUACGAUCAAGUACCAGCUCCCUGGUGAGGAUCUUGAUGCACUUAUUUCUGUUUCUUCUGAUGAAGAUCUUCAUCACAUGAUAGAGGAAUAUCAAGGGCUUGAAAAAAAUGGAGGCUCACAAAGACUGCGUAUAUUUCUUGUUUCUUCCGGUGAACCUGACAGCCCAAAUUCUUUUGAAGGUAAGACCUCACAACAGUGUAAUGCUGAUUGUCAGUAUGUUGUUGCUGUUAAUGGCAUGCUGGACCACAGUCCCCAGAAGAGCUCUAGUGGACAGAGUUCUGCAAGCCAACUAGGAACUGCUUCAGAUUAUAAGAAUCAAUCUCCUCCUGUGAGUCCAGUUAACAUUCAGUACAGAGAUCAUAAGAAUUCUAAAAGCUUAUUUUAUGUUGAUCAACCUUUCCCUGACAAUAAUAAAAAUACCGGUACUUUUGCUGCGGACAAAUUUCCAUUUGACACUGCAUAUUAUAAUAAUCUUCCUCAUGGGCCGAUUCCAUCGGUGAAUCAAGCUUGUUAUCAACAAUAUCCAGGGGAAACUGAUCAGACUAGCAAACAACUUGAAAUGCAUCUUCAUAAUCGUAGCCAGAGCGGAGAUUUCCUUUCUUAUCAACAACGUCCUCAAAAUUCUAUGAAUUCGGACUGGCCUGCGAUUAUGGAAAGGGCAUUUUCUGACUCACAGUUGCAGGAAAAUGGCGAGGUGUCAGAAAAAUGGUUGGAAGAAGCAGUUAUUCUGCUGUCCCUCAGGAAUGAUGGAAGGGGAAAAUCACUUUCACUGAAAAUGUCAAAUUCAUCCUUAGAAAGGCCAGUGCUGGCGCCACAUAUAAUGGAUGAGAAACACCAAUUGAUUGAGUUCGAGAAUCAUUGCAGUGAAGAGCUGAGUUAUAUUGACUUAGAGCAAGAGGUGCUGAAGUGGAUGAACAGGAAUGCUAACUAUUCUGAUGUAGACAGACAACAGUAUGAAGGAAAUGUUGAAGUUGCACUGAAUGAUAAUGCCAUGGAGCAUAGGAACUUACCGAAUUUAAACUUCCCACCAAGUGCUUAUCAUCAUCCUCUAGAUUCUCAAGCAUAUGGAAGGAUGGUUUCAGCUACUCGAGUUAACACUUCCGAAAAUUAUGCAGAUGCUAUGAGGGAGCACCCUAAGAGUCACCAAUCAGACACUAAUGCACCUGAUUUUUUUGUUAAGAGCCAAAAGGUCGCCAAGGAACAGCACUGUACUAUGACUGAGAGCAUAAAUGGUCAACGAAUUCUCCAUUGGGAUCCUGAAUAUCUACCUUCUGCAUCUCUUGGAUCAAGGGACAAGGGACCAAAAGUCCCCAGCUCUAAAUCCGACAGGAGUGCUUCAAGUAGAUUGGAUUCCUUGUGUCAUGAAGACCCUGUGAAUUAUAAUGAAAAGGUCGAAAAGAUUCAUGACAAGGGACUAUCAUAUAAGGAAUCAAUCGAUGGAGAUGCUCUAUAUGUCCAGUCACAGCCUUUAGAUAACAAUCAUGAUGAUAAGAUAGCAGAGCCAGGGGUAAUUGUUGAGGAUGUUACUGGAACUACGCCUCCAGAUAUUCCCUUUUCUUUGAAUGUUGUCCCACGGGUAGAAGAAGAGCUCGCAGAGGGAUUUCAAUCUGAUGGAGAUAUUGAGGUAGAAAGUACGGGUCAAGAAUAUGAAUCUGAGGAUAUUGAAGGUGAAGACAAAGACGUAAAUGAUUCCAUUAGUGAUGCUGCGAUGGCUGAAAUAGAAGCAGGCAUCUAUCGUUUGCAGAUCAUAAGGAAUGCAGAUAUUGAAGAAGAGCAGGAAUUAGGAUCUGGCACAUUUGGAACUGUUUAUUAUGGGAAAUGGAGAGGUACUGAUGUUGCUAUUAAAAGGAUCAAAAGGAGUUGUUUUUCAGGCAACUCAUCAGAGCAAGAGCGAUUGAGUAGAGACUUCUGGAGAGAGGCACGCAUCCUAUCAGAUCUUCAUCAUCCAAAUGUGUUAGCAUUUUAUGGCGUGGUCCCUGACGGCCCUGGGGGAACAAUGGCAACUGUGACUGAAUAUAUGGUAAAUGGAUCAUUGAGGCGUGUCUUACAAAAGAAGGAUAGAUCACUUGAUCGUCGAAAAAAGCUUAUAGUCGCUCUCGAUGCUGCUUUUGGCAUGGAAUACCUGCAUUUGAGAGAUAUCAUUCAUUUUGAUUUGAAGUGCGACAAUUUGCUUGUCAAUUUAAGGGAUCCCCAACGCCCCAUAUGCAAGGUUGGAGAUUUCGGAUUGUCAAAAAUUAAAAGGAACACGCUCGUAUCUGGUGGUGUGCGUGGAACCCUUCCAUGGAUGGCACCAGAGUUAUUGGAUGGCACCAGCAACCGAGUCUCUGAGAAGGUUGAUGUUUUCUCGUUUGGCAUCGCAAUGUGGGAGAUCCUGACUGGUGAAGAGCCAUAUGCCAACAUGCAAUUCGGCGCUAUAAUAGGUGGAAUUGUAAGCAGCACGCUGAGGCCUCCUGUACCAGAACACUGCGAUGCAGGAUGGAGAAAGUUGAUGGAAGAAUGCUGGGCCUCUGAUCCAGAAGCCAGACCGUCGUUUACAGAGAUAACAAAUAGGCUGCGAAGCAUGUCAGCAGCACUCCAGCCAAAGCGACCUAAUUAUGCAAAUAGAUGAGAGCCAUCCCUUGUAAAGUCGUGCAAAAACCUUCACAUAACAAAAACAUUUACUGGGAAAAUGUUGCAGCAGAGUUCCCAAGUGGCUUUGAUGCGAUCGAGCCACAUAUAGUUGUAGAUAAAAAUCCUUGUAGGCCGAAAAGAAAAUAUGAAUAUGUUCAAUAAUGCUUUCCUACUUUGAUGCCAA